Myxocyprinus asiaticus (Chinese sucker) is the source of this 5252-nucleotide messenger RNA. Its product is annotated as zinc finger MYM-type protein 4-like. Lineage: Eukaryota; Metazoa; Chordata; Actinopteri; Cypriniformes; Catostomidae. The transcript is spliced from 25 exons. The coding region runs from base 173 to 3883 and encodes 1236 amino acids. Gene Ontology annotation, molecular function: zinc ion binding. The record is from RefSeq and is a predicted model, not a curated record.
GGGGUGUGCUUUCGCGGGAGUUGCUGCUUGUCUAGCCUGGCCCAGUUAGCCAUAUAUGCAUGCCUUUUUAAUAUUUUAAUACUGUAUUAAUCAGUCGUGCGGCUCGCAGGAUUGUGCAUAAGGUAACCCGUGCGAGGAAUUGUUGAAAAGACGUCAAGUGGCGUAAAGAAAGAUGUCAGCCUCCUCACAGUCAGCAGUGGACUUGAACAUCACUGAGGCGAUAGUGAAAGAGUCUGACCCUGAAGAGAGCCUGAUGGAUGAGCAUCAGAUGGAGCAGGAGGAGAUGGAGGAGGAAGACCUGGAUUUAAAACUACAGCAGGAUAUAAAUGUAGAGGAGGGAAGUGGACAGGAAAAGAGCCAAACAACAGAUCUGGGCAAAGAAGAAGAAACGAGUGUACAGGGUUACUUUGAACAUAAGAAGGAAGCUAUAGAAGUAGAGGAGGAGAAUAACGACGAGGAGGAGAAUAACGACAAGGUGGAUACAGCACAUUGUUCAGAAGAGCUAGUGAUUGCUAAAGUUGAGGACUUGAGGGAUGAAAUGCCAGUGGAUGUGGACCAAACUGAGGAUCGCAACGGAAACAUGAUGGUGAAUAAAGCAAAACAUUCUGAAAAACGAACAGCUGAAGGUGUAAAAAAUGAGACCAUGACAUUACCUGCUGGAAUGCAGACAAAACCAGUGUUAAAACACACCACAAAACCUGAGAUGAAAGUGGCCCAACCUGUGCAGAUCAAGGAUGAACCAGUGGAUGAGGAGUAUGAGAAAGCAUCUGAACCACAGGGCCCAAUGGAAAACAUCAAGGAUGAGCCUGACACUGCAGCCGAGUUUAACCAGACACCUGAGGAGUUUAAGAUCAGUGCAGUGUUCUCUGUGGGAGGAAAUGCCUCAGUCAUUGCAGCCACCCCGGCAAAGGCACCAUCAGUCCCUGCAAUAACCCUUCGUCCUCUGGCCCCUGCCUCCCUGAUGACUGUGGUCUGCACAGGCUGUAAAAAAGUCCUGGUAAAGGGACAGACAGCUUUCCAGCGCAAAGGCUGUUCUAAACUCUUCUGCUCGCCUCAUUGCCUCUGCAGCACCUCUACCCUGGUGGUCAAGAUACCACAGAAGAAAACAUGUCACUUCUGCCUCAAAGAGAUUCUUGACCCAAAGGAUUUGAUCAUUGCCCCAGUGGACGCAUCAGGGACUAUUAAGGAUUUCUGCAGUCAGGCAUGCCUUAGUGCUCUUAAACUCAAGUGCAGUGUGUGUAAGAAGACUGGUUUGGCUUAUACUCACGAAGUGAACCUGAUGGGCAUCAUCCAUAAAAUGUGCAGCAACACCUGUUUUAACCAGUUCCAUUCCUCCAAUAAGCUCACCUUGAACUCCUGUGCGAAUUGUGGCGGAUACUGCUACACUUCAGACAGUCAGAGUCCGACUAUGCAGAUAGAUGGUACUUUUCUGAAGUUCUGCAACCAAAACUGCCUCGCAGACUUCAAAAAGAAAAGUCUGAAACCCGUCACUUGCAAACUGUGUCAUACCAUGCGCCCGACUGCGGAAAUGGUGGACAGUCCAAACUCAGAGGGCAUCAGUGAACUUUUCUGUUCUGCUUCCUGUGUCACAGCGAGUAAAGUUCAGACUGUCAGUACUUCAGGUGCUGCAGUGGAAUGCGACAGCUGCAAGCAGAAACUAGUGCCUCAGUAUCAUCUAGCCAUGUCUGAUGGAACCGUUCAGAACUUCUGCUCAUUCCCCUGUUUAAUUGCAUUUCAGGAAUCCUUCAAUAAGACAAAAUCGAACAACCAGGUAAAUACGGUAACCUCUACGAGCAACAACAUAUCUAUACCAAAUCCUGCUGCCACCAAACCGGCUCUUGCAGAGUCCAGCUCAUCAACAAAGACUGCCGCUCCGAGUGGUCAGGUUCAAACAGUCACCAAGAUCCCCUGCUCUCAAUGUCUGCAAUCAUUCUUCCACAAGCCAGAGCUACUGGAGUUCAAGAGAAAGAUGUACGCUUUCUGUGAUAGCACUUGUGUUGAGGAGUUCAAAAGGAUCAACAACAUCAUGGCUCGCUGUGAAUACUGCAAGAUUGAUAAAGUUGUGAAAGAGGUGAAAAGGAUAAACAAGAUUGACCGCUCUUUCUGCAGCGAAGGAUGUAAGUUACUUUAUAAGCAUGACCUGGUCAAGCGCUGGGGGAAGAAACACUGUCGCAACUGCCUCUACUGUAGUGGCACAUGUCAGAGUGUUGUGACUGGUGUUUUCGCUAACAAGCAGGAGGAGUUUUGUGGGAAUGUAUGCUUACAACAAUACACCUUAUUGAUGCGUCAGGAAAUAAAGUGCACAAUGUGCAAGCAGGCCAAGAAGUUGACUGAGACCGUGAAGUGGCUGGGUGAGAUUAAGCACUUCUGCAGCCUGCAAUGCCUGAUGUUCUUCUGCAGUCUGCAGGGCACUACUGGGGCUGUCACCAAAGCUGCAAACAAACCUCUGCCCACACAGGGGACGACUCCAGUACCGCCUGCAGUGCCUCAAAUAACAGUCAAUCGUGCAUCACAGAGUACUAAAGAGGCCACACCGGUCAUUGCCAAUGUUAUAUCACUCUCAAGUGCACCUAAUGGACAGCCAGGUCUCUUGGGAAACACCAUUCUGCAAGGUUCUGUUCCAGCUCCAACUAUAAAAGUUAUAGGACAUGCCAGUACACAGACAGAUGCUGUAAAGGCUCCUGUCCCGCCACCCCGAAUCCUAAAGAACAAGGCCUUAUUAUGUAAACCCUUAAGCCAGAACAAAGGCACAUCCUGUAAACCCAAUGCCUGUGACGCAGAUACACAAACAGAAGGACCUGCCUUGAUGGUGCUUCCUGUACCCGUGCCAAUUUAUGUUCCAGUUCCCAUGCAUCUCUACUCCCAGUAUACUCCAAAACCUGUGGGGUUACCGCUACCAGUACCAGUGCCCUUGUUCUUCCCCACUACACUAGACAGUGCUGAGCGCAUUGUUGAGACCAUUCAGGAAAUCAAAGAGAAGAUCCCUGAUGACCCUCUGGAGGCGGACCUCAUCAUGAUGGCUGAGAUGGUGGCUGAGGAUGCAGAGAAGGAGAAACCUGUCACCUCUAGUGUCCUGCCUGGUGACUUAACGGAGGACCUUGAUUUUGAAGCCUUAUCCAGCCAUCUAACCUGGGAAGAAGAGGAUUCUGUCUCGUCUGCCCAGACAUGGGAUCAGACGUUAGAGUUUGAGAAGCCUACAUCCAAAUAUGUCACAUUGACACCCACCCCAUCAGAAGAGCCCCAGAUGGACCUGGAGACCGAUUUACCAAUCGAGAGCAUUGAACUUUUUAGACAGUCAGCCCAACAGGAACUGGAGAGAACACAUUCUGUCAAACAGAGAACUCGCAAGAGAGGCCGUGUCAGCUUCCAAGAAAAAAAACGGGUCCGCAAACGUGCAGAACGUGGGGCAGCCACAUCAGCUUCAGACACCAUCGCUAACCUCUCCAAACUGCAACAUGAGUAUGGCAUCAAUGCCUGGAAGGGCUGGGUACGCUGGAGAAACGCCCAACCCAACAUGGAGACUCCCAAAUUUGGCUCACGAAAUAUGACACUUAAGGAAGACUUGUUGAAGUGCAGCACUGCUGAGCUCAGCUUUGGCCUCUGCAAGUUCAUUUCUGAGGUUCAUCGACCCAAUGGAGAGAAAUACAGUCCUGAUAGCAUCUUUUAUCUCUGCUUAGGCAUCCAAAAGUACCUGUUUGAGAAUGAUCGGAUGGAGAACAUCUUUGCAGAUAUUUUUUACAGCAAAUUUUGCCAGGAUAUGACUAACAUGCUCAAGGGGUGGAAACCAGCUAUUAUGCCCAGUGCUAUGCAUGAGAAUCAACACCUUUUGCAGCGUAAAGGCAGAACAAACCAAUUGCAAUUUAGUAUGCAAAUGUUACUAUGAUGUCAUCACUGUCUGUUACAUUUUUAAUGCUGAAUAUUCUGUCAAUGUCAGUGGGAGAUUGUAAAACUUUAGUGUUCAAUUUCUUGAAGUAUAAAACCCAAAAUAGAUGGUCAGUAAUUUAAGUGUUUCAGGCUGAAUUAAUUGCAGAGGUUUAAUACUUGGGGCAGAGCUUUAAAACACAUAGUGUUUGUCAAUACAGUGUUCCCUUUCAAGCAUUGUAAUUGUUUGUGUUAGGGGUGUAAAAAUAAAUAUCGUAUUGUAUCGUACGAUAUGACACUCACGAUUCAGUUUCAUAUGUAUCUUACGAUACAUAAACACAUUAUAGUUUAAUUAAAACCAAGCAGCGCAACAUUACUCCCGUAAAGGCUGUGCUGAGUGCUCACAGGAAAGCAGAGCAACAUAUCUACAGUACAUAGGUGAGAUGAUCGAUGGCAAAAGGCAAGUAGAUUGUACUGUAGCAGUACAGCUUUUCGAAUUCACCAAACAACGGUAUCACGUCCAGGUGCUAUAGUACAUUAAACAUGUUGUUUUAUUUAUGCUGACAUCACUGCGCAAAUCAGUGGAUUUGCGAGGCAGAAACAGCAGCAGGAAGUUUAACAGCCGCUUCGCCCAGCUGACACUCAGCGUGACAUGCACAACAAGAUGCUCAUAACUGUCAAAGAACAGCUUAUUUAAUAAACCGACAACGUAAGAGACCCACGAUUACAUGAGACUUAUAAUUCUCUGCUUUUGACUUUGAAAUGUUGACCGCUUUGAGAACAACACUUGCUCGCAUUGGAUAAGCCGGUAAUAAUGGCGAUAAAUUUUACAUGCAAUGUGUGAAAAUUGUGUGUGCGCCGAUCGUUUUUUGCACAAACAGCUAAAUAAUAUUGGAUUAUGUACAUAUAUAGUAGAGCCACAGGUCAUGUUGCUCUCAGUUUGUUUUUUUUCACCACAAAAUAACAUUGAGUAUUUCCUUGCUACAGUCACUUUAGCUCGCUCUCUGGGUGCUUUCAGACAACAAAGCAUGACUUUCUAUAAAGCUGCUUUUAAACUAUGUUUAUUGUGAAACGUGCUAUACAAAUAUAUGACAAAUAAAUAUACAAAUAAAUGACUAGAGUGUAGACAAACUUAUUUUAUCAAGAAAUAGUUCAUAUUUUUUUCUCAUAACAGUCGAACUAAAUAAAUGCAGUGCAAUUAAGUUACUUUAUUGCAGUUUAGGUUACUUUAUUGUAGAACUCUGCUUUUUGUUGCCAAUGUCAGACACUGUUGUGUCAUUUAUGAUUUAAAAGACAUUUAUGUUGAAUCCUUGAAUAAGUUUGAGCGAAACAUUUGUGGGUGCUCGUAUCGUAUGGUAUCGUGAAAUUGUUGUAUCGUUACAUGCCUAGUU